Molecule: messenger RNA, 3506 nt
Organism: Tuber melanosporum (Perigord truffle)
Lineage: Eukaryota; Fungi; Ascomycota; Pezizomycetes; Pezizales; Tuberaceae
Exons: 3
Coding region: 438-2588 (716 amino acids)
Source: RefSeq, a predicted model, not a curated record
UUGCCACCAGCUUGGGUCCCUAGCCGGAGGCUCUUGAAAUUCACCUUCGCUGCUUUUCGGUCAGCGAGCCUCUAUCAGUCAUUCCUUAACCCUCAAUUCAGGUGUUUAUCCUCGAUCCUGCCUAACCAUAGUCAUUCAUUUAUUGCCAACAAAGCUAUUAUUGUCCAUUCACUCGUUAAUAUAUUCUUUGCACUCGUUGUCUAUCACGCGUUUGGUUCCAUUUCUCAUCCUUUGGUCACUUGAGCUGAGAAAAAGGAAGGAAGAGAGACAAUUUCCUGUCGGGGGUUUUUUUUUCCCGAAUUCGGCGUCAUACAUGCAACAAAAAUACAUUGGCAGUGCUAGUUACAAUUAAUUCGAUAUCCAACAUUGUGGCCCUGUUUUAGUAUUUACUGCUUGAAGGGUAUUGGGUUGUCUUCAAAUAACUUGGAAGUUUAAUCAUGCAUCCUGGAAGACGCCAUGUUCAGAUGCGUCGGUCAGCGGCUGUUAUACCUAUAUCAGUGCCAUUUAAGAAGGCUCCUACGAUAACUCUCAAGGGACGCGCCGAUACAACUAGUGACGCUUCUGGAUCUACUUCGACGUGUAAAGAUGGUGAUACUUCCUCUAGAUGCGAGAAGCCUGCUGGCGCCACUAACUCCACAUUGCCGAUCAUCCUGGGGUCAAUGGUUCCCAUCUUUAUUGCCGUACUGGUGUUGGUGUGGCUACAUCGAAGACACACUCAAAAACUAAAGAGAGAAGACGCUAUGGAUAAGACGAAGAGCAUGGAUUUUGGAUUGGAUAUUGGACCCGCUAGUAAAUAUUCUGUCAAUGGGGCUACCCCUGGGGGGGAAAAGUCUACAGGGAACGGACGUCGCCAACUCUCUAUGGAUAUUGGUGUUAACUCACCUUAUCUACUCCCAGCCGGGAUUCACGGUUCGAAAGAAAGUUUGCAUUCGCUCGCUAGAAGUGGUGAUGAUCGUUAUGGACGUCCAAUGACGGCCGAUUCAAGAGGCAGUCCGAGUUCUCCCCUUACUCAUGUUUCCUCUCCUUGGUCAGACGCAAAUUCACGUCAUCUGAAUCAUAACAAUAGCAACAACCACGAUCGCGAUUCUUCUCACUAUGGACCCUCAACCGGACAUGAUGACAGCCCGGAUGGUUCUCAGAUGAGCAUGACAGCUGAAUUGCUAAGUGGAGCCCAACGGAUGCCCACCUCGACUCCACCACGAUCUACUUCACUUCCAAAAGAUUCCCCAUCAAAUGUUCCCCGUAUCACUGUUCCAACCCCGGCGAUCAUCAGGUCACCUGCGCAAGGCUCAUUAGUCAACAAUUCUCGUGAUAAACGGGAUUCCUACGGGAGCGGCGAUGACCUCCAUCGUAGCCACGUGCACAUGGCCAAGCAAGUUGAUUAUGUUCAGCAGCCGGCACUCGCCAAGGUACCGGAUGGACUUGCGGCUUUUCGGGCUGGUCAAUCGACUUCAGGUCCAUUAACUUUUCCACAGUUUGAAAUCACUUCGAACCCGUCACCAGAUGGAGAAGGUGUUGGAGCUGCUUCGGAUGGACAAACUGAACAAAAGGCGCCACCCACUACUGAUGAUCAAAGUGAUUAUGGGGAUGGUAUCCAAUUCAGGCUCACGACUACUUCUGAAAGUGGCCACCCUCAAGCUGCCCCUGUCUCCGGUCCUGAACCUCGCAAGAGUUUAGCACCUGGUGCCUUUGACAACCGGAGACUUUCCAUGGGAUUCCGUCCGCUUCCUCCAGAUGGCAACCCAGAUGAUACGGCCGAAGAGAGAGCUAUGAGGAUCAGAUCCUUCUACAAGGAAUACUUUGAAGAUUCUACUCCUGCGCCUCCAAUGCCCAAUAUUCUGGCACCUGAGGACUACCCGGGUUAUGGACAAGACUAUUACGACGAUUCAGCUCCAGUUUAUGACCAUGAUACUGGCCGGUACCAGAUUCCCGGCGCCAAACCUUUUGCUGAACCUCCCACACGCCGCGCUAUGACUCCUCCUCCUCGCAUGCCUCCUCGUUUUAACUCCGGUCCUCAGUCAAGAGCUGGAUCUGCUGCUGGUGGGCGGUUUAUGCCCCCGGGCCUACGAUCUUUCUCUUCAGCCAGUGGUUUUAUUCCCAGCGGACGUCCGCCACCGCAUAGAAGGCCAAUAGCCCCACCCCAGCCAUUGAACAUUCUCCCAACGCCUCAUUUACUGAAUGAGGACGCGUUUGCUUCACCAAUCAUGUUUGCACCUCCAUCCAGAGUACCGGGAUCUGACAGCGGAGGUACGCGUGGCGGUCGGCGUCCAUAUUCUCCAUCGGUUUCUCCUCACGUGCCACUUGUAUCGGCAUUUGACGAACUUGCAGUACUCCCAACCCCACAUCUUUUGAGAAACUCUUCAACAUUCACAGCGCUUGACUUUGCCCCUCCAAGAAAAUUCAGGGAGGACGGUGGUAUAGGCAGUGAUGCGGGCAGCAUCAGAAGCAACAAGAGUGGCGUCUCGGCUCUGCAAGUGCAAAAUAUCAGGAACGGAGCGUACCGUGUAUCACGACUUCCUCAGGAUGUUGUGCCUGUGAAAGAAGAUAUGACAUCGAAUCUUAAGCCAACAUGGGUUAUGCGACCUUAGCGAUCUUGUCUUUAAUACUUCGGCAAUAGUUCUCUUGUUCUGGUGUAAAGUACGGUUUCUUUUCUGCAGCGUUUUCGGCAAUAACGACUUCCAAAAUCGAAGCAACACAGGACGACCGACGGGAACAUCUCCUUGAUUCCUUCUUCUCUCAUUUAAUGACGUUUGGGGUUUUUGGGCGAAUCGAGCACAGUCGGUUGAAAGUUUCAAUUGUAACAGCUUGAGCCAUUAAUGAUGGGUGUCAUGAAGGCAGAGUCUUGAUAUAGAUGUGAGGGUUUUUAUUUCUUUUUUCGGAGGUUUGAUUCUGGGUUCUGGUUGCUGGGCAUGCUAGCUCAUGGGGAUUCGUGAGGUUGAUAUUUCCGGUACACUACGAUACGGAAUAUUAGAGGCACUCAUCUGCUUGUUUUUUUGGCCAUUCCUUGUAUUACUUUAAUGUUCCUGGGACGGAACCCUGAGCUAUUUCUUUUCUUCUCCAUUACAAGGUUUCUCCGGGGCCGCUUCUGAUGUGCAAUUGGGUGGGAGGAUGGGUUGGUCAGUCCGGCUGGCGUGAGCGGGCUCCUUUCUCGCCAUCACCGUUUUCGUCAUCAAAUCCUGGAGGGCCAUUGUGUAUUAUUGGGAGUAUAUCCUUCCAUUCAGGACUAAGAUGUCUAUAUUGACUUGCGUAAUUCGUUUCCUCUUCUAUAUCCUGUUACUUAUUUUUAACCCUUGCUAAAAUACGCUAUUUGCAUUUCUUGCCUCUUCCCGCUCUCUUUUAUCACUCUAUAUAAUGCUCCAUACCCAUGAAUUCCCUGGUGUUCUUGGAAUAUAUCCCGCUCUUGGCCUACAGUUAUUGCCUUCCUUUUUGGGUAUCCUUACUUAACUAAGUAGUCAUAGUUUUAUUUUUACCUUUAAAAUUUGCCUGCUUGGGGCGGUCUCCAUUUG